CAAUUCCAUGGUUUCAGUGUUCUAUGGUUCCUGGGGGCUCCAUGAUCUACAGUUCUCCCUGAAAUCCCGAUUUUUCUGAGACUGUUGAUCUGUUGCCUCUUGGAAAAUGUGGAGAGAGCACAGAGGAAAAGGAGCUGCUCGGGGUGGAAAUUCAGGGAGGGAACAUCCUGGAUGAGCACAGCACAGGCAGGUCCCAGGAGAGUUGAGAGAUAUCUCUGGGACAGAGGAACAGUUGGUUCGAUUCCUGCCAGUAUCUUGGGUUUCCAACUCAAGACAAAGAAAUAGGAAGUGAGGUGGGAUGAGGGCCUGGGCACUGUGGAAAGAUGGGUUGAAUCUCAAAGUCCUUUGUGUUCCAGGUCCUCGCUCCGGCCACCCUUCACUCCUCUCCCAACACCAUGUGCUCCACUGGAUGCUGUUCCACGGGAUGUUGCUCUGUCGUGAAGAGCAAGACCGUGUGCUGCAGCCCCUGCAAGACGGUGUGUUGCAGUCCCUGCAAGACUGUGUGCUGCAGCCCCUGCAAGACUGUGUGCUGCAGCCCCUGCAAGACCGUGUGCUGCUCCCCAUGCCAGCAAUCCUGCUGCUGCGACCCGUGCCAGAAGACUGUGUGCUGUGACCCGUGCCAGUCUUGCUGUGACCCGUGCCAGAAGCCCUGCUGUGACCCGUGCCAGACUUGCUGUGACCCGUGCCAGAAGCCCUGCUGUGACCCGUGCCAGACCUGCUGUGAUCCAUGCCAAAAGCCCUGCUGUGACCCAUGCCAGACUUGCUGUGACCCGUGCCAGAAGCCGUGCUGUGACCCAUGCCAGACUUGCUGUGACCCGUGCCAGAAGCCUUGCUGUGACCCGUGCCAGACCUGUUGUGACCCAUGCCAGAAGCCCUGCUGUGAUCCAUGCCAGACUGUCUGCUGUGACCCGUGCCAGAAGCCUUGCUGCGAGCCAUGCCAGACCUGCUGUGAUCCAUGCCAGAAGCCUUGCUGCGAGCCAUGCCAGACUGUCUGCUGUGACCCGUGCCAGAAGCCUUGCUGCGAGCCAUGCCAGACCUGUUGUGACCCGUGCCAGAAGCCUUGCUGUGAUCCAUGCCAGACCUGCUGUGACCCGUGCCAGAAGCCUUGCUGCGAGCCAUGCCAGACCUGCUGUGAUCCAUGCCAGAAGCCUUGCUGUGACCCAUGCCAGACCUGCUGUGAUCCAUGCCAGUCCUGCUGUGACCCAUGCCAGAAGCCCUGCUGUGACCCAUGCCAGACCUGUUGUGACCCGUGCCAGACCUGCUGUGACCCGUGCCAGAAGCCCUGCUGUGACCCGUGCCAGACCUGCUGUAACCCGUGCCAGUCCGUGUGCUGCACCAAGGUGUGCCAGAAGUCCGUGUGCUGUGUCCCACGGCCCUGCUGCUGCCCCUGCGGGUCCCAGUCCUGCUGCUCCUACGUGGUGAAGAAGCCCGUGGUGGUUUGCUGCACCCCGGUGAGGAAGUGCUGCACGCCCUGCAUCCCCAUCCAGCAGUGCUGCGCCAGCCUCAGGAAGACCUGCUGAGCUGCCCCAGGUGGCUCUGAGGGCUCCAGGAAUGGGCACAAGGAGGUGAAAAGCUGCUCGUUUGCUUUUGGUUUUCAUGGUGAUGGAGCCAAUUCAUAGAGAUUUUCUUCUUCUUUCCAAGCUGAAGCUGCUGCUUCUUUCCAUCCUUUAGUUAUCCAUUGUCUUUAAUUAUUGACUGCCUUGAGUACUCCUGAAUUUAUCACCCAUUGUAUAAGGCAUUGGAUAUUAGUGGGGUGUUAAUUCUCCUUUUGGUGUUUGGGAAACCUUUGGUGUCAUUGUGACCACUCUUCAUUUCCUCUCUUGACUUGUAGACAAUAAAAUUUAGCAUUAAGCAAAACGCAA
Molecule: messenger RNA, 1862 nt
Organism: Taeniopygia guttata (zebra finch)
Lineage: Eukaryota; Metazoa; Chordata; Aves; Passeriformes; Estrildidae
Source: RefSeq, a predicted model, not a curated record